CCGAAACGUAGCCUGGUACGUAACCUGGUGGUUUUGACGUCGCCGUGUUGGAUGAAGGAGAAGAGCCUGCAGCAGUCGUGAAAGCAGUCCGACAUUGCCCCUUGGUUUUCUCAUCUUCUUCUCUCCGCUGACCGAUGUCCCUUGACAGGAGCCUGGACCCCUCGCUGGCCCAGGGGGUGGCCGAGCAGCUCCACUUAUCCUCCUUCCCCGACUCCCCCAUCGCCCAGGCCACCCCCCUUCACGAUGCCAUCACACCCGACGCACCACAGCUGGAGCUCCGCGACGCUGCUGGUGUUGGUAUUGGUACUGGUGCUGGUGGGCGCUUCGAGCUGGUCGACCGGCCGCAGUACUUCGUCUUCCUGUUCGUCAACCCGACGUCGGGCGGCAGCAAGGCUGGCGAGAUCACGCAGCUCGGGGUGGAGACCUUCCGCUUCCACGCGCCCUACGACAUGAUGGCUUACGUCUAUGACAUCACUUCGGGCGACCCGGGCAACAAGCCGGGGUUCAAGCGGCUCAAGACGGUGGUGGACGGCGUGCCGGCCGACCAGAUCGUGCGUGUGGUGGUGGCUGGUGGCGAUGGGACGGUCAUGUGGUGUCUGUCUGAGCUGGAGGAGCACGGCAUCGACGUCAUGCGCGUGGCUAUCGGGGUGGUGCCGUAUGGCACGGGCAACGACUUCGCGAGGGCGCUGGCGUGGUCGCGGAUAUCGAAUUGCGCCCUGUUUGACGCGUCGUUUGCUCUGUUCAAGGCGCUGGUGCACACGUGGAUCGAGUCGAGGGUGGUGCCCUAUGACAUUUGGGAGGUGGAGGUCUCCGUCCAGGACGACGGGUGAGGGUUAGUCAGUGAAGUGAGCCGGUCACGCUGGGCAUCAUGUCACGCCGUCGUUAUUCAGGUGCUUCAAAAAGAUCGAUUCCAAGACGCGUCAGAAGAAGACCCUCACGCAGCGGGACGACGCGAGCCGGCCCGUUGUCUCGCAGAAGUUCCCCAUGGCCAACUACUUCUCCACCGGCAUCGAGUCGCGCAUCGGCCUGGGCUUCGACAGGCACCGCGCACGCUCCCCCUUCGCUAACAAGGUCGUCUACUUCACCGAGGGCCUCAAGAAGGCCUUCAAGAAGACACCCAGGAUCACAGAUGUCAUCAGCAACCUCAGCGAGGUCAGUGGCGAGAGCGGCCCCUCACAGGAGUCCCCUCUGGCCCGAAGCGAGCCGGCGUCCACCAGCAGCGAGCGGUCGGUCUUCUCCCUCUCCACCAGCAGCGGCGGCCCCAAGCUCGUCGGCAAGCCCGCCUCCCUCAUCGCCAUCAACAUCCCCUCAUUCGCGGGGGGGCUCGACAUCUGGCGGUCCUCCAAGGGCCGCCCCGGCCUGCGACAGGCCGCAUUCAAUCAGGACGAGAUCCUCAAGUCCCCCCAGGCAGUCGGCGACGGCAAGAUCGAGUGGAUGACAUUCGACAGCAGCGUGGCCAUCGGUGCGGAGAAGGUGAUAUCCGGCCACGGGCGGCGGGUGUACCAGGGCUCAGGGCCGUUCAAGCUGACGUUCAAGGACAGGCUGCCCGGGGGGGAGGGGCGGUUCUACAUGCAGGUGGACGGGGAGUUCUUCCAGCUGUGCAAGCCCAAGGAGGCUCUCUUGCGGCACCACAAGACCAUCCAGGUGCUGAUGGCUGACCAGAAGGUGCUGGCGCGGCGGAUAAAGGAGGCCAAGCAUGGCGUGCACCGGCGGACAGCUCCAUAGCUCUAGCUUAGUGAGGGAGCAGGGACGGGGUGGGGGGAGGGAGGGAGGGAGGGUUUGUUUUUUCGUGGGUGCGGUGCUUGUUUUCCGUCUUUUUGGGUCAGUGACGGACAGGGCAGGUGUGGAGUGAGUGACUGAGUGGCUGAGUGUGCAUUUUUGCGUGACUGGCCGGCUGAGUGUAGUGGGUUGAGUGUACAGACACAUACUUGCAUCUGUGGUCGGCCAGUUAGCCAACAGAGAGAGAGAGGGAGAGAGCGCUUUGAUGAAAUGUCUGAUCGUCUCUUCGAUUGUCUGAUCGCCGGCCUGGGCUGCCUGCGUUUCUCAUGUCUGCGUGACUCGUGUACCCUACUAUCGUAUCUCAUGUCUAUGUAUGUAUAGCCCGUUUUGCUGCCUUCACGAU
Messenger RNA from Vitrella brassicaformis, 2122 nucleotides. The record is from the annotation of a GenBank genome assembly. NCBI's taxonomy places the organism in Eukaryota, Vitrellaceae.